Molecule: messenger RNA, 228 nt
Organism: Diaporthe batatas
Lineage: Eukaryota; Fungi; Ascomycota; Sordariomycetes; Diaporthales; Diaporthaceae
Exons: 1
Coding region: 1-228 (75 amino acids)
Source: RefSeq, a predicted model, not a curated record
AUGUCUUCCUCUUCUGGCAAUUCUUUCCCGCCGACAUACAACGGCGUCUGGAACAGCAACCAACGUUUCCAGCCCAUGUUGUUUACCAAUGCUUACCAGGGCCCCUAUCUCACCAGCCCGCAGCAGCAAUACUGGGGGAAUCAAAACAUAAUGCAAUGGAUCCCGCGGCCUGCCUCGGGCGGUUGGAGCCCCAUCUACCCUCCCAGCUACUACACCCGGAGGUACUAG